This is a messenger RNA of Scophthalmus maximus (turbot), 857 nucleotides long. RefSeq lists its product as uncharacterized. The coding region runs from base 205 to 765 and encodes 186 amino acids. The transcript has 6 exons. The record is from RefSeq and is a predicted model, not a curated record. NCBI's taxonomy places the organism in Eukaryota, Metazoa, Chordata, Actinopteri, Pleuronectiformes, Scophthalmidae.
ACUGGAUCCGAGGAUUCACUGGACCUGGACUCACUGGAUCCGAGGACUCACAGGAGCUGGACUCACUGGAUCUGAGGACUUCUGGACCUGGACUCACUAGACAACCUGCUGCUGUCGACCAAUCAGAGCGAAGGCCUGCAGACACACACACACACCGCUCCUGUUGGGUCAGACUCAGUGUGUGAAGGAGUGUGUGUGAGCAGGAUGCACAGGUCCUACCAGCCGCUGAAGCCCGUCACCAACCGCUACCUGCAGCAGCGAUGGGACCAGAGCGACUACGAUAACCACCGCAGCAAGGUGAGCUCCGCCUUGCCGGCGGUGGACACCAGGGGCUCGAGGACUCCGGCUCACAUCCAGCUCAAACUGAAGAAACUGCAGCUGCAGGACGAGCGGCUGUCGACCAUCGACAGAGACAAUCGCCUCCUCGCCUCCAGACUGGCCCACAUCGUCUGCUCCAAAGGCCUCGUGGACCAUCGCAACCAGUAUCACCUGAGGAGUCUGAAUGCUGACAAGAGGAGGGAGGAGCUUCUGCUGGUCGGCCAUCAGAACCAGGCCAUCUACCAGCGGAUCAUGUCCCGCCAGUCGGAGUACCGCCACCAGCUGUGGUUGGACGACUGGGAGCGGGCGGAGCGCCGGCGGGACGACAUCUCCCAGUAUCCUCGAGGGCUCGUGGACAAACAGAGGUCAAACCGGAAGGUCAAGUUCGCAGCUGUGCGGGGCGGCAAGCGAUCAGCCGACGGCGAGGACGGAGGAGGAGGAGCCUGAAACACACGUGCAUUGUGGGUUGUUCGUGUCGUUUUGUGUCUCGUUCCUGAUGAUGGACGUUUAAUUUCUGUCCAAUAAAUACUCAAAUCUCA